Messenger RNA from Histoplasma mississippiense, 1824 nucleotides. RefSeq lists its product as hypothetical. Lineage: Eukaryota; Fungi; Ascomycota; Eurotiomycetes; Onygenales; Ajellomycetaceae. Bases 1 to 1824 code for a protein of 607 amino acids. Gene Ontology annotation, biological process: attachment of GPI anchor to protein. The transcript has 3 exons. Gene Ontology annotation, cellular component: GPI-anchor transamidase complex. The record is from RefSeq and is a predicted model, not a curated record.
AUGAUUUUCAAUCCUCUCUUUUUCCUUUGCAUCUUUCUUGCAGCGCUGUCGCCAACUAUUUCUCAUGCAGCCGAGUACCAUGAACAGCUAGUCCUCCGGCCUCUACCACCUUCAUCUCUCUUAGGAUCAUUUAAUUUUCGCAGCAAUGCGUCACUAGAUACUUUCGAGCACCAGAAUUUCCGAUAUUUUCCGCGCUCCUUAGGACAAAUCCUUCAGCAUGCAAGCACUAAAGAGUUGCAUUUGAGAUUCACGACUGGGAGAUGGGAUGCAGAGAGCUGGGGCGAGCGGCCGUGGCGUGGUUUUAAAGAAGGCGGCACAGGCGUUGAACUUUGGGCAUGGAUAGAUGCAGAUACUGAUGAAUCUGCGUAUUCCAAAUGGAUCACUCUGACUCAAUCCUUGUCCGGCCUUUUCUGCGCAUCCUUAAACUUCAUUGAUUCCACUCGAACAACCCGACCUGUAAUGACGUUUGAACCUAUGGGAAAUCACUUGUCGAGACCUCUGCAUCUGCUGCAUGGGACACUGCCCGGCGAGGUCGUCUGUACCGAGAACUUGACGCCGUUCCUCAAAUUGCUUCCCUGUAAAGGGAAAGCGGGAAUUUCGAGUUUGCUUGAUGGUCAUAGACUAUUUGAUGCAUCGUGGCAGAGCAUGUCAAUUGACGUUCGACCCACAUGUCCAGAUGACACAGAUGGAUGCCAGGUUGAAAUUGAGCAAACUGUAGAUUUGGUUUUGGAUGUGGAGAGAGCGAAGCGACCAAGAGACAAUCCUAUUCCACGCCCUGUUCCCGCCGAAGAGCUCGUCUGCGACCAAUCCAAGCCAUACAACUCACAUGAUACGUGCUACCCAGUCGGCAAAAGUGCAGACCAGGGCUGGCGCUUAUCAGAGGUGUUUGGUCGUAACAUUCCAGGCGGAUGCCCUCUGACAGAAGAAGAAGAAAAUAAAAGACAACAUGUGUGUACCAAAAUUCCCAACGACGGGGAUGUACUAGUGACUGCCGGUGCUAUCGAGAGGAAGUCUCCUGACGGUCUUUCCCGUUGCUACUCCCUUCUUGAUGAUUUCCCUUUCGACCUGGUUUUACCAUCUCAAUCACAGUCUCCCGAAGUACCACUGGAGCAGCCUGUCCUUCACGCAGAGAGGACUAUAAUCGGCCGCGGGCAAGAAAGAGGCGGCAUGCGAUCGAUCUUAGCAAAUCCGUCGCAGACCAAUGCCGUUGAAUUCAUCUAUUUUGAAACUCUCCCCUGGUUCAUGAGGCCUUAUGUACACACUCUUCAAGCAAAAGUGAGAAAUCUUAAUGGCACGGUCGUCCCCAUUCCUGCCUCCGAGAUUAUCAAAGACGUAUUUUAUCGACCCGCCCUGGACAGGAAGCGUGGCACGCAACUCGAGCUCAUCCUCUCAGUCCCCGCCGCAUCAACUGUAACAUUGAUUUACGAUUUCGAAAAGGCCAUCCUGCGCUAUACCGAAUACCCACCUGAUGCCAACCGGGGAUUCAACGUCGCUCCAGCAGUCAUCAGAUUACUUGAUGAUCAGAACAUGGCCGAGGGACAAGGUAAAACUAGCGAGUCGCGGGCACAGCCACAACCGCCAAUCUACCUGCGCACGACAAGCCUGCUAUUACCUCUCCCCACGCCUGAUUUCAGCAUGCCGUACAACGUGAUUAUAUUGACCAGCACUGUUAUGGCGUUGGCGUUCGGGAGCAUUUUUAAUAUUCUUGUUCGCCGCCUUGUCGCUGUCGAGGAGGCGCCAGAGAGCGGGCUCAAGGCGAAGAUUCUGGGCUGUAUUGUUGCGGUGAAGGAUAAGUUGGGAGGGAAAGUGGUUAAGGUGGAGUAG